Messenger RNA from Ceutorhynchus assimilis (cabbage seed weevil), 1861 nucleotides. The record is from the annotation of a GenBank genome assembly. NCBI's taxonomy places the organism in Eukaryota, Metazoa, Arthropoda, Insecta, Coleoptera, Curculionidae.
AUAGAUAAGAGGAGGUAACUCAAAUUACAUUCAUAGUAGUACAGUAACAAGAUACCAUCCACCCCGAAUGUAAUCUGGCUGAAAAAGGGAACGCUUUUAUUGUCAAAAUGGUAACAAAUGGAGACAAACCCGACGAAUAUCCAUAUAAAUAUGAAGUUGUCGCUGAAUACGAAAAAGGAAAUAUUGCCGCAGAUGGGCAUGUCGAAGUUCGUAUAAGUCAAGUGGACAUGUUACCGGCAAGGAGGACAUUCCUUUAUAUCGCCGCAUUUACAGGAAAUCUAGCCACAUUCGCUGCAGGCAUAACCCUAGGAUGGACUUCUCCAGUAAUACCAAAACUACAGAACAUCACUCUUAGUCCUUUACCAGAAGAAAUUUCUGAAAGCGACGCUGGUUGGAUCGGAUCACUUUUACCAUUAGGUGCGGUCUUGGGUCCGUUCCUUGCUGGAGCGGCAGCUGAUAGAAUUGGAAGAAAAAAAACAUUGCUAAUUGGAAAUGUACCUCUUGUCCUUGGAUUGAUUUUAAAUAUCAUAGCCAAAAAUGUCAAUUAUUUAUUGGUGUCUAGAUUUAUUUGUGGUGUUUCUGUUGGAACAACAUUUACGGUAUUGCCAAUGUAUGUUGGAGAAAUUGCAGAAGAUGAAGUUAGAGGUGCUUUAGGCACACUUAUGCAGCUUUUUGCGGUAAUGGGAUUACUAUUUUCUUACAUGAUCGGCCCCUACCUUUCAGUAACCCUAUUCAACGUUUCUUGCCUGGCAAUUCCUAUAUUUUUCCUUGUAACUUUCUUCAUGUUUAUUCCCGAAAGCCCUUAUUUCCUGCUUCAAAUAGGCCAAGAUAAGAACGCAGAAGCUGCUUUAAUGAAAUUAAGAAGCAGGACUUCACCCAAUCAAGUUCGCACAGAAUUGCAGUCGAUGAAAAGUGCAGUGAAUGAUGCCCUGGCCAACAAAAGCACGUUUUUUGAUAUAUUUAAAUCCAAGGGUCUGACUAAAGCGUUUGUGCUUUCAAAUGGUCUAUUGAUAUUUCAACAAGUUUCUGGUAUAAAUAUAGUGUUGUUUUUUGCACAGAAUAUUUUCCAGGAUGCUGGAGUGUCUUUGCAACCCGAAAUAUGCACAAUCAUCGUUGGUAUAGUCCAAGUAAUAUCAAGUGGCCUAACUUCAAUUUUGGUUGAUAGCCAAGGCAAACGUUUACUACUCAUGAUCUCAGCAGUGGGUAUGGCCGUUGCUCAAGGAGCUCUAGCUUACUUUUUCCAUCUCAAAGACGACAACCACGAAGAUGUUUCGUCGAUGUCAUGGUUGCCAAUUCUCUGCCUGAUCAGCUACAUAAUUGCUUAUUGCUUAGGAUUUGGACCUAUUCCAUGGGCUGUGAUGGGAGAAAUGUUCCCUGCCAAUGUGAAAUCUGUCGCCUCCACGGUUACUUCAGCUACUUGUUGGUUUUUCGGAUUUAUCCUUACGAAAUAUUUCUCUUUAGUUACAAGUAUCAUAGGAAAAUCUGGUAGUUUUGGAUUGUUUGGAGGUUGUUGCGUGGUAGGGCUACUUUUUGUUUAUAAAUUUUUACCUGAAACGACGGGAAAGAGCUUGCAAGAAAUUCAGGAUAUAUUAAAUGGUGAAAAUUCAAAUCAGGAGAAGGAAAAAAAUUGAAAUAGGUACAUUGCCAAACUAAUUUAGGAAUUUUAGUUAGAAGGUCAUUCCGCAAAAUGUCCGGCGGAAAUUAGAAAAUGUAUGUCCCCAAAAAAAUGGAAUUCAAAAAAUAUAUGAAUAUAAUUCAGGUAACUUAUAUGUAUUAUUAUAAGACUACUAAUAUUUAUUGUUAUUUGGUCAUACCGCCACCACCCUGCCAUGUUUCAAUAUAAAAUAUUUUUCGUAAGUAA